Talaromyces marneffei is the source of this 2094-nucleotide messenger RNA. RefSeq lists its product as uncharacterized. The record is from RefSeq and is a predicted model, not a curated record. The transcript has 6 exons. NCBI's taxonomy places the organism in Eukaryota, Fungi, Ascomycota, Eurotiomycetes, Eurotiales, Trichocomaceae. Bases 1 to 2094 code for a protein of 697 amino acids.
AUGAUUUCUCUGAAAUCCCCAUUGAUCCCCGCGUCCUUGAGUAAGCUGGGGCCCUCGCGGACGAAUCGCCGAAACUCCAGUCAAUCAGCCUCUACGGCAGCGGAACGGUCAAUAUUUAGCGUUGCGUCCGGUAACCAAACACCGUCCUCUGUCAUUACAAUGGAUCAAAACAAUCCAGUCGAUAAUGGAGUCUCGUCCGACGACGAUCACGGAUCCAACAUUUCAGCUAUUGAGGAGCCCGCCGCAGAACAACCAAAACCAACAACACCUCCCCAUAUCACAGCUGGGAAGCGAGUAUUGACUUCUAUGCAACCCGAACUUACGAUAAAAACCCCAAAUGCCCAAUUCUUUGGCUCGAUGCCCCGAUCCGAUGAUGAUGCUCCUCAAUCUGUUAUUCAUGCUCCGCCAGGGUUUGGCGACUUUAUUGGGAAAACAGGCCCAACCCAGAUUCAUCGCCAGAAUGAUGGACAGGCAACCUCAGCCGCCGGUGAUGCCAAUAUAAAAGAGACUAUAGUCAGCAAUGAUAGAGUGGCGAACAAGAAGUCCGCCAAUAGCCCAGCAUCCCCACCUCCACUGACCACAACGAUCCCUCCAGCGAAUGACUGGUCGGAUAGAGCAACACCACGCGCGCAGACGCGACAGGAAAUCGAAGACCUUGAUCGACGCCAUUCUACCAGCCUCGAGGAUAUACCUGAAGGCAAUGAUGCUGAUCCACCACCACCAGCAUCAGUGGCAUCCAACUCGCCAGUCGCAAUGAUAACGGUCAAUGCAGAUCCAACGCCGAGAAAGAGAUUCUCAUUCCCAAAUACAGGCAUUCACACUCGGAAAGACGAGACCAUUGCCCUAUGGACAGCGCUCGAUGAGUGCUGGACUUUUUGCAAUACGCUUGCUAACUUGAGUUCUAACCAUCGCGAACGUCUGUUCAAUUCGACGAGCAAAGGGGAUAUGCAGGAAUUAGCAUGGAAAUCAUGCUGGAAACUAUGUCGAAAACUAUACGAAGGUCGAGAAGUUGACUAUGCGUCGCAAGUUGACCCUACAUUGGACCUGUGCCGGGACUUUUGCCAGGCGUUAUUUGAAGUCCGCGCCAGAGAGAACGAAGACGCAGACUCUGUAUUACGAGUCAGCUUUGAGCUCAACAACCAUCUCUAUAAUGCUAGCGAUCAUAAUCUACCACCAGUGUUCCGAGAGCGCACUCUUGAUUUCUAUAUAACACUAUGUCAUCGACUCAUGAAACAGCGGAUGCAUCUAGAGGAAGAGACAGACUCGCUGCUGCAUGCUUGUUGGUCAUUGGCUGAGAUGCUUUUCAGUAUCCGGCAAAGCAAGCGGGAAGGCAAGAACCCUGACGAGGAACUGUUGGGGUCUGCCAUUCAAGCUUGCUGGGAGCUCUGCGAUCUCUUCCGUGAAGGAUGGACGCAGAUUCGGCCAGACAGGGGAACCCCCAGACCCAGUCAAAUCAACUUUUCCGAGGCCAUGCAGAAGGCCAGGGAAUCACCUGUGAUGAUCGUGGAUGAGGAUUCGGCUUCUCAGUUGAACCCCGAGACUCCGACAACAAUAUUUGAGGACACAGCCACGAUUUCGCCGGAAGAUGCACCAAUCCCUAAUAUUCUCGUACUUGGACAUGCGCAGGCAGUUCAAGCCAGUCAAAACAAAUGGUCUUCGAGUUCAUCGACGUUGUCAGGCCGAUCACGUACAUCCGAGCAUACAUCUUCGACCAACACAGUAGUGACAUCGGCCGAAGAUCCGAAUAUCAUCCGGUUGAAACUUCUCAUAACCAAAGCAGCCAUGGAUACAGGAUAUCAACGAGGGGGUAACCAGACGCUGUCUUCCUUCAGCAAGUCUCUCUCGUCGGAUUCCUUCGGCACAAUGCCAUGGCAAGUGUCCCUGCUUGAACAAUAUAAAAAGUUAGUCACCACCGACCCUGCCUUUAGGGUCAUUGGAGCGCCAGGCCUUGUGGGAGCCGUGGACGUAGCACGAGCGGUACAGUCUAUGGUGCAAAACGGGCAAUAUACCUGGCUACGAGAUUUGUACAGGCUUGUCUUCGGGUUCCACGUUGAAGAAGCUGUUGGACGACGAAAUGUGACUAUACAGACAUGA